CGUUCAAAUGUGACUUAAAGUUGAUUCGGGCGAUGAGUGAAACAAAUGCACCAUCCGCACCACAAACUGAUGUUCAAAACCCUCCGCAGACAGACCAAAUAGUCCCAACCAUCACCACUGCCAAAAGGGAAGAGACCGUCUCUAAGGAUAAAAAUUCAGAGAUUAAGAAACUGAAAAGAAAGGGGGAAAACGAACUAGUUCAAGUUUCAGAAGAGCUAUUUCAAGACCUUAGCCAGAUGCAAGAAGCUUGGUUAGCUGAAGCCAAUCACUCGGACGAGGGCGAGCAAUACGUGCCCGGAUAUAAUGGUGGCAACAAAGGGGACAGAACUGCAGGCCCUUAUCCGAAGCCAAAAUGUGAAAAGAUGAUGAACUGUGACAAGCACUGCCUCACAAACCAACAGAAACAAACAACCAAGUAUGAUUUCCCAGACAAACGAUUCAUCGGAAGUCCUUGUCAACCACCAUCAUCUCCUAGCAGUUCUCUGAGUUCUAGUACUUCCGGUAAAGACAACAGUCAGUCACCGUUGACGUGUGAGAAGGAGCUCACGGCGCCCCAUACAUCGUAUGCAAUGACGGCUAAUGCAAAUUCCUGUAGCUACCCCUACACAAAUCGAUACUCCAAAUUUCGGAGAUCUCAUUCAGAAUCCGAACAGAACUUCCUGUCAUCUGACAGUCACUCCGGUUACCCUCGGUUUGUUUCCUCGCCUUAUGCACACCCAUUUUUCAAACAAGACUUUCGAGAGCGACCGUACGACAUGGGACAAUUCCCUCGAAAUCACAGCUACCAACAGACGACGACCGUCCCAUCACAUCACGUGACCAUCAAACAGGAACCAAAAGACCAAGGUUUCGAAACGAACGUGGAGCGAUAUCCAGCAUGUAACGGCUUUACAAGGCCAGACAUAAGACAUGGCAGUCCUCAAGAAGUAGGGUUUCCCUGUCCAUAUCAGAAUGCCAUGAGGUUUUUCUGCCAAGAAGAUUCCACUUACUUAGACCGCAUCAGAGAAAAGCACAGAGAAAGAUGGGAAGGUAUGGAUAUAAAGGCAGAGUUAUACAGGGACUUCUACUUUGACCGAUUUCACAGAGAGGGUCAGCCCCCCACCUACCAGAGGAGAGGGUCACUACAGCUCUGGCAGUUUUUAGUCGCCCUCUUGGACGACCCCGCCAAUUCUGCUUUCAUCGCUUGGACUGGACGGGGGCUUGAAUUCAAGCUUAUAGAACCAGAAGAGGUUGCAAGACGUUGGGGGUUACAAAAAAACAGACCCGCUAUGAAUUAUGAUAAAUUAAGCAGAUCACUGCGCUAUUACUAUGAAAAAGGAAUAAUGCAGAAGGUAGCAGGAGAAAGAUACGUGUACAAAUUCGUUUGUGACCCAGAGGCACUCUUUACUAUGGCUUUUCCUGAUAAUCAUAGACCAAUACUGAAAACAGACUGUUAUUCAGAAGAGUUUUACCGAGGUUCAAACCAACCAAUGGACAACCAAACAAUGACAUUUGAACAAACAAAUGCUAAUCACAUGUCAAGUCAUAUGACCGGUCACAUGACACCUAGUCCGUUUACGUCAAAUCAUCCCGUGCCAAUGCACGGUCUUAAUAUGAUUUCUUCACCUACAUCACCAACUUCUAAUAUGCAGAGUAUGGAGCAGCACCGCCUACAAUACAUGCACGGCAUGCAAAGAAUGUAUAAUACAGGACCUUAUCUGGAAAACUGUGUGUACUAACAACGAACC
Saccostrea echinata is the source of this 1727-nucleotide messenger RNA. Its product is annotated as ETS translocation variant 1-like. The coding region runs from base 33 to 1718 and encodes 561 amino acids. The transcript is spliced from 10 exons. Gene Ontology annotation, molecular function: DNA-binding transcription factor activity, RNA polymerase II-specific; sequence-specific DNA binding. Gene Ontology annotation, cellular component: nucleus. NCBI's taxonomy places the organism in Eukaryota, Metazoa, Mollusca, Bivalvia, Ostreida, Ostreidae. The record is from RefSeq and is a predicted model, not a curated record. Gene Ontology annotation, biological process: cell differentiation; regulation of transcription by RNA polymerase II.